Messenger RNA from Schistosoma guineensis, 321 nucleotides. The record is from the annotation of a GenBank genome assembly. Lineage: Eukaryota; Metazoa; Platyhelminthes; Trematoda; Strigeidida; Schistosomatidae.
AUGGAAUGUCCGAACAAUGUGGGAGAUCGGGAAGACCAGUCAAAUAGCAACGGGAAUCAGCGAAACCCAUUGGACUCAAGCUGGACAACAAAGGCUAAAUACGGGAGAGAUGCUGCUGUACUCCGGUCACAAAGAGGAAAAUGCUCCACACACUCAGUGAGUUGCUCUAAUGCUGCCAAAGUAGCACGAAAUGCACUUGUAAGAUGGGAAUCUCACAGAAUCAUCAAAGCAUCAUUCAAAACAAAGAAGGAGGGGAUCACAAUGAAUAUUAUCCAAUGUUGUGCACUCACCAAUGAUAGCAACGACGACAUCAAAGAUUAA